This is a messenger RNA of Salarias fasciatus (jewelled blenny), 4310 nucleotides long. RefSeq names its product nuclear receptor subfamily 2, group F, member 6a (gene nr2f6a). Gene Ontology annotation, biological process: regulation of DNA-templated transcription. Gene Ontology annotation, molecular function: zinc ion binding; DNA-binding transcription factor activity; sequence-specific DNA binding. The record is from RefSeq and is a predicted model, not a curated record. Bases 1228 to 2445 code for a protein of 405 amino acids. NCBI's taxonomy places the organism in Eukaryota, Metazoa, Chordata, Actinopteri, Blenniiformes, Blenniidae. The transcript is spliced from 6 exons.
CAGACAGACGAGAGGAAAGAAGGACAAGGCGAGGGGAGGACAGAGAGCAAACGCAGAGACGUCCAGCCUGCGCCCGGCCUGGCCAUUUCCUUGAAUUAUAAUCUGAUUUGUGGACUCUGAAGCCAGGGGAGAGGGAGAAAGAGAGAGAGAGAGAGAGAGACAGAGGGGGGAAAGAGGAGCACCCAUCUCUUCCACCCCCUCCCUCUCUUUGCCUGAGCCGUAGGGAAAAGCUUUGCACACACACACACACACACACACACACAGGCGAAAGAGCAGCACACAGGGCUAGGCCGCAAGUCAUUAGUUCUUGGUGGGCAAGCACUGACAAAAGGCUGAAGGGAGAAGCCCCCCAUGAGUGCCUGGAGAGGAACCACAGGAACCACGGCGGGCUGAGCAGAGCAGACGGACGCUCGCUCGCUCGCCUUCUCCGUUUUCGUGUGUUCGUGUGGAAGGAAGAGGAGGCAGCACUUCCUCGUGCCGGGGAUCUACUGGCGCUGUGUGUUUUGGGGAAGCGGGCGGUCCACGUCGCCCGCUGCAGCCUGCAGGAGCGGCGCCGCUCGCUCCGCCCGAUGAGGAGUACCUUCACCGUGGGUCACAAUGCCGCGGCUGCCGGGAGGAUCGCGGCAGAAUAGCAGAGCCGUGUCGGCGCUCUCUGCCCCGCUGCACGGGAGGAAGAUCUAGAGCGAGGAAGGGAUCUCUUACACACACACACACACACAGUUGAGGGUUCCUCGGCUGAGGUGUGCGGCCGUUCGACCGGGCAGCGCUCAGGCAGGACUCUGCUCAGCCACCUCGGGAUUCUGGAUCAAGAGGAGAAACAAAAAAAGGACAAAACCUUGAAAAUCCACAGGCAUGCAAAUCUAAAAGUUGCCACACGGAGAGUGUUUCCAGGUCAUAGUGGAGGGGGCGGAGACUGAGCGCCUCUUGUUUUCUCUGCUCGAGGCUUACGGGCUUUUUCCUCCCUCCUCUCAUUGAUAUCUGUCCGUUCAGCCGGAGAACACUUUCCCCCCCUUCCUGCUCUGAAACCGCCCAGAAACCUCACAGAUGGACGGCAGAACACACUGAAUCCCUGCAGGUGAAGGAGGAGGAAACACACACACACACACACACACACACACACACACACGCACACUCUGGACUUUCUGCUAUUUAUGUUACCUUGACGGGCAACCAGGAACCUUGUCCGGCUGUCCCCGUUUUCCUCUGCGCUGGUGCGGCGACCAAGCGAUGGCCAUGGUGAGUGGGGGCUGGGGAGAUCCCAACGGGGGCACCAACGGCCUGGGGGACAAGGGCUACCUGCGGGGCGAGGAGGAGGACGGCUCGCCGCAGGCGGGCGGCAGCGACAUGGAGGCGGGGGACGACGACAAGGCCUGCGUGGUGGACUGCGUGGUGUGCGGGGACAAGUCCAGCGGGAAGCACUACGGCGUGUUCACGUGCGAGGGCUGCAAGAGCUUCUUCAAGCGGAGCGUGAGGCGCAACCUGAGCUACACCUGCAGAUCAAACAGAGAGUGUCAGAUUGACCAGCACCACAGGAACCAGUGUCAGUACUGCCGGCUGAAGAAGUGUUUCCGCGUGGGCAUGCGCAAAGAAGUUCAACGUGGACGCAUCCCCCCCCAGCCGAGCCUCAGCCCCUCCAUCACUCCCAUAGGCGGCGCCAGCGGCCUCGGAGGCGGCGAGUUCUACAACAACAACAACAACGGCGGGAGCGGCGGGGGCCAGCCGGUGUCGGAGCUCAUUUCCCAGCUGCUGCGAGCCGAGCCGUAUCCCAGCAGCCGCUACGGACACCAGUACAACCAGCAGGCCGGGCCGGACAACGCCAUGGGCAUCGAUAACAUCUGCGAACUGGCGGCCCGGCUGCUCUUCAGCACGGUGGAGUGGGCCCGAAACAUCCCCUACUUCCCUGAGCUGCCGGUGUCGGAUCAGGUGGCGCUGCUGAGGCUGAGCUGGAGCGAGCUCUUCAUCCUCAACGCGGCCCAGUCGGCGCUGCCGCUGCACAUGGCGCCCCUGCUGGCGGCGGCCGGCUUCCACUCCUCGCCUAUGUCGGCCGAGCGGGUGGUGUCCUUCAUGGACCAGGUGAGGGUGUUCCAGGACCAGGUGGACAAGCUGACCCGGCUGCAGGUGGACUCGGCCGAGUACAGCUGCCUGAAGGCCAUCGCGCUCUUCUCGCCAGACGCCUGUGGCCUGACAGACCCGGUCCACGUGGAGUCCCUGCAGGAGAAGGCCCAGGUGGCGCUGACGGAGUACGAGCGGAUGCAGUAUCCCAGCCAGCCGCAGCGCUUCGGCCGCCUGCUGCUGCGCCUGCCCGCCCUGCGCGCCGUCCCCGCCAACCUCAUCUCCCAGCUCUUCUUCAUGCGGCUGGUGGGAAAGACUCCCAUCGAGACGCUGAUCCGGGACAUGCAGCUGUCCGGAAGCUCCAUCAGCUGGCCGUACGUCCCGGGGCAGUAGCGAGUAGAGAGCGGCGAGGUUCCUCCGUGACGACAGGGACCCGCAGGAAACCUCCUGACUCAUCGCUGUCCAUCUGCUGGCUGCGGAGACGCAGCGCCAGCUGGCCUCCAUACGUACUGUACUAUAAACCGCUCAAUUCCCCGUCAUGAAACGAGUCUCCAGCGAGGAGAGGAGAGGAGCCGGCGCCGGUGCCAGGCCGGAGCCGUCUUAUUGCCAACCCAGUUGUUCCCGUGCCAGGUCUCCGGCCGGAGAACAGCGCCUCACGCUGGGCCUCGAUAUGGCCGCCGCAGCCAGUCAUGUCACCACCCGAGAGACGCCGCAGUAACAUGUAGAGGGCGGCAGCGCCCUGCUACACCGACACCUCCUGGACAAAAGAACACUUUUCCUCACACUGGGCUCAUUUUCCACGGCUCAUCGUUUGUGAUACAGCGACUCUAAACCGUUUGAGGAAACCGACCGGCUGAGAGCGUCGGCCUCGCCGUCGAAGGGAACAACUCCUGAACUCGCCGCUCGCUUGACGGAGCUGCUCCAAGAGGAACCGGAAAGAAAACUAAACCAAGCAAAAUUCACCAAAGUCUAUCAGCCCAUCCGGAGAGAUGGACUUUAAAGAGAGGAGGGACGAACGGACUGGAGCGUCCAGUGGAGUUCAGACUCUCUCGCUGAGCUCACCGCCGCUUUAGUUGGAAAUAGAUUUAAUAACGAGAGAAAAGAAAGAGACGCCGGAGUUACUUGAGAGUGGACUAAUACCUCACGAGACAUCAGAAUGCUUUAGUCUGAUAUUUCCUAAAACACAAACCUCUAAGAAUUUUUGUUCACCAGAAAUCGCCUUCUUUUUGACAACUGCCUUGUUAUUCAAUAGAAAUUUGGGACACUUAUAAAACAUGAGUCUUACGAGCAUCUCUAGCAUUUGUCUUGUAUUUUUAGAAAAAAGAAAAGAGAAAAAUCUCUCCAAAAAGUAUCUUCUGUUGUCUUUUAAUUCUAAGUUUUGACUGGAGAUAAAUGAAUUUACAUUUUUUUAGAUCAUGUUUUUUAUUUUAUUUUGCUGACUUCUAAAGAUGUGGAUCCCAUUAUGAAAAAUGACAAAGAGCGUUUGUAGCUGGCGAACAGAGAGUUUAUAACCAACACUACCAGUUAAACAACAGUUUAAGUUAACACUGUUUCCAGGGGCGAUAGUCUGUAUUAAAAUAUGUAUAUAAACCGAGGCCAAUUUUUGUCUUUAUGCAUGUUAAGUCGUUGUUUUGGGUCUCCGCUCAGUUGAAACUCUUUCCUUCUUUUAUAUUAUGUACUUUGAGGUUCCGUUUAAAAGUAUUGCUUUUACUGGUAGCUCUUAAAUGUUUUCUCCUUCUUGAACUUACAUAAAAAUACCUCUUUCAUUAAAGACACCUGGUUCGACCCGGAGCUGUUCACACUCUCAUCUCCAAGCAUCGCGACUGUUGUGAAGAAACGGUGAAAAAUUUGGUGGAGGAAGAUUGUUGAUGCCAAAAUAUGUUAAUGAGACGGAUCGCAUUUACCUCAUGUGGGUGUUUUGAGAGGCGAGAAAAAAGUUUGUAAGAAAUGUCUUUUUUGGUUUUUUUUUUAAAUGGAAGAUAAAUCGGCCCCAAAAAUCACACAUUUCAGCAUUUAUUAAAAAAAAAAAGAAAAAAGAAAUACACAAAAGAGAAAGACGUAACUCUGCUUUUUGAUCUACCAUCAGGCCUUUGGGAGUUCUUUGGAUAUUCUUCUUACUCAAUAAUUCACACAGCCAUGUUGUAGAGAGAAAAAAAGAUAAAUAUACUAUUAAUGUUUUCUUAUCUUUGUGUUACUGAGUUCCUAAGAUUGAAGAUUUCUUGUGUAUGACAAUAUUAUUAAAAAGAAUCAGAAGAUGA